UCGGAAGGGGAGGUUUAGCAUGACGCAGACGCAGAACAACAACAUCCCGCGUCGCUUUCGCUUUGCAAAGUUUCAGGGGGUUCUAGAAUGUUGGGGGGGGAAAGACUUUGAAGUGGAAACCCCGUUUCCUUUUCCUCGGCGGGGUUCUAGAACGUUGGGGGGACCCGAAGGCUUUGAAGUCUUCGGAGAGGAACUCCCACUUCCUUUCCUCUCCCGGCCAGGCCAGCCGGGGAGAUGGAGGCGGAGGCGCAGCCGGACAGCCUGGAGGGGUGGGUGGCCGUCAAGGAGGACGCCUUCGGCCAGCCCGAGGCGCCCCACAAGCUGCGCUUCUUGGUGGCCUGGAACGCCCUGGAGGGCAAGUUCGCCGUGACCUGCCACAACCGCACCUUGCAGGAGCAGCCCGAGGGGGACGACGGCGGGCAGCAGCGGAGCUGGGCCGGCCUGUACUCCUCGCAGGCCCUGCAGGGCCUCCACCGGCAGCUGGCGGCCCUGGACGAGCGGCUGGAGCCCUGCUUCCCGGCCCUGCCCCCGGCGCUGAGCGGCCCCGCCGGCGGUCUCUGGGCCCUGCUCUUCCCCCGCUGCCCGGUGCUGGAGGAGGCCGAGCUGGAGGGGCUGUGCCGGCGGCUGGAAGCCUACCUAGGCUGGGCGUUGGAGCUGUGCGGCCGCAAGGCGCUGCUCGACUCGCUCUUCACCCAGGAUCGGGGCGAGGAGGAGGAGUACUUCGAGAACCUGCACGAGUUCCGGAGGAAGGCGCUGAAGGCGCAGCUGGCGGCCGCCAAGGAGGCUCUGCGGAGGAUUCUCCAUCGGCACAAAGACGCUGACACCCUGGUAGCCUUAAUGGAGGUUUACGAGGAGGAAGAUGAAGCAUAUUGGGAGCUGGUUACUGUGGCAACCACUUUCUAUCAAUAUUUGCUGCAGCCGUUCAGAGAUAUGCGAGAACUGGCGACAUUAUACAAACUGGAGAUCCUGAAGUCCUUACAAGCGGAUAGGCUGGGCCCGAGAAGGAUAGAAGCCUUGCAGAAGGAGGCAGAGGAGUGGACUGCACAGGUGGAAGAAGCCAUGUGCUCCAUCCAAGACAUCACUGUCAACUACUUCAAGGAAACGAAGAUGGCACUAGCAGCGAUGCAUAAACAGAUGGAGCAGGACCGCCAACGGUUUGGCCAAGCCGCCUGGGCAUCGGCUUCUCCGCGACUAGAGAACCUCAAGUACCUUUUAGCCAAAGAGACCCUUCAGCAUAUGAGAGCGAAAGAACUAUGCCUCAACCACAAGAGAGCUGACAUCCGGAAACAAAUGGAGGCCUUUGAAGAGCAAGAAAACGACCUGACGGGACUCGAAGAGCUGGAAAUCGAAUAUUACGAAACCCAGCUGGAGCUCUACGAGGUGCAGUUCGAGAUUCUGAAGAACGAAGAAAUGCUGCUCGUCACGCAGUUGGAAACGUUGAGGCGGCGGAUGAAAGAAAUUCAAAACGAAGUGAUUUAUUAUGAUACCUGCGAAAACCCAGAUGAGCUGCAAGCCUCCGAAGAAGCGCUGGAGCAAACCCACACGCCUUCCUCCGAAAUGGCCCAGCUGCGGCGGAAGGCCCAGCAGUUGGAGACAAAACGUGGGAUUAUCUGUUCAAGGAGAGCUUAUCUCAGGAACAAAAAGGACUUGUGUGAAGAGAGCCGCCAUCUAAGGCUUCAGCAGGCAGAAGAGAGCGCUCAACGUUUCCAGGAACAUCACAGCAUCCAGAUUAAAAGAGACAAAAGGAAAGAAGAGGAGAAAAAGAAGAAAGCAUGGAUAAAGCAGGAGCGUCAGAAAACCCUGGAGAGGCUAAAAACCUUCAAAGAGAAAUGUCCAGCUCAGUUUGUGCUGAAGACUUCCCGCUCUCAGCCUCUGAACUCCAAGCAGCGGCAGGGCUCGUCCCGCCAGGCGCCAGCCCCCCCUCCUCAACCUUUGUCAGUAAGCAAGACGCCUGUAAAGCAGACCAGGAACUCCCACCCUGCACCAGACAAAGGGGUCAAAGCGCCUCGUCGGAAGCCACCAGCAGAUAUUCCUGUCCAGAUUUUUCUUCCGCCUUGCGACCCAAAACAGAAGAGCAAUGAGGGGGGAGCAGCGCUACUUCCCCCACCCCCUCCCCCACCUCCUCCUCCUCCACCGCCACCACUACCUCCUCCGCUUCCGGGCACUCAUCCCAUUUGCUUAAAGUUGACACCAGCUCAAGGCGAGCCCCUGCCCCUUGCAUGUGAAGACCCUCCCAGAGAAAGCGCCUCCGGAGAAGAUGCGCACAAUACGUCGAAGCAUGCAGCAAGUCAUUAUACAGGAUCCAUGGAUGAGGUUCUGGCUUCGCUCAAGCGCGGCGAGAUCCUUCUUCGUAAAGUGGAGCCGUCCUCUCCGGCUCCUCCCUCCAGCUCUUCCCCCAACGACAACAUCCUGGCAGCUAUCAGGAAGGGAGUGAAGCUGCGGAAAGUCAGCCAGGAGCCCAAGAAAGAAGGCGAGAGAAGAUCCGAAAACGAGCUGGAGAGAAGUAUCAAAGCUGCCAUCCAGAGAAUUAAGAAAGCAUCCGCUGAUUCAGAAGAGGAGGAAAGCAAUGAGCACAACAGCGGGGAGUGGAACAGCUAACAGAGCAGCUCUCAGACUUUUCUCAUUGAGAAGAUCAUGAGUGAUCGAUAGACUUCCCAGAAAAUAUGUUUGCAGUGCACAGCUGUAGGAGAGAUUUUGGCAUAUGUACUAGAACAUGCUGUGUCCCUGCAGGGUGGCGCUGAGCCCUGGAUGGAACCCUGCACAAACUCAAGCAUUGCCGUAGAAAGUGUCCCAGACUCGUUUGCACUGGAGGGGAAGUGAAUCUGUAGAAGGGAUUCCUUCCCCCCAAAGGUGGGAACUUUGAAAAACCAAUGUGUUUAACGGUCAUAGAAUGGCUUGGUUGUAUAGAGGUUCUGCACACUUACAGGAGGUGAGAUCGAACUCUUUCAGAAGCUGAGAGGAUGGUGUUUGAAUUUCACGUGAUUGCCCAGCAACAAAGACGGUAAUUGGAACAGUUUAAAUUGCCAUCUAAGGCUCUUCAUAAUCAGUGAGACACACUAAUAAUCAGUCAUCAAGUUUACUGGCUAUUGCGCAUACUCGAACUAUGGAAAUGAACUGCCGCUUGAAGAUAGACUGCUGCAUUGUACACCAGGAAAUUACCUCCAAGUUGAAAUAGUUCAAAAAAAUUCAGCCGUGGUAUGGGCAUAGAGUGGCUGGAAGUUUAAAUGAAGUGCUGUUCCUCAAAAUGAUGAUAGGAGUUAUAAUUUGGUAUUUACACAGGCAGAGAGGACAUACCACCAUAACAGUGUUUCUUGUUCAAGUAAGCACUUCUCUGUUGGGCCAUUAACAAUGCCCUUUUUUGAUUAAGAACAAAUAGAUGAUUUUUAAAAGUAUUGUGAACUGUGACCUCUACACAGAUUGAGUGAAGUGGGGUGUGGGGGG
Molecule: messenger RNA, 3441 nt
Organism: Eublepharis macularius
Lineage: Eukaryota; Metazoa; Chordata; Lepidosauria; Squamata; Eublepharidae
Gene: WHAMM
Product: WASP homolog associated with actin, golgi membranes and microtubules
Exons: 10
Coding region: 235-2598 (787 amino acids)
Biological process (GO): endoplasmic reticulum to Golgi vesicle-mediated transport; Arp2/3 complex-mediated actin nucleation
Cellular component (GO): cytoplasm; endoplasmic reticulum-Golgi intermediate compartment membrane
Molecular function (GO): actin binding; Arp2/3 complex binding
Source: RefSeq, a predicted model, not a curated record